This is a messenger RNA of Pneumocystis jirovecii RU7, 1380 nucleotides long. RefSeq names its product zinc metalloprotease. Gene Ontology annotation, biological process: CAAX-box protein processing. NCBI's taxonomy places the organism in Eukaryota, Fungi, Ascomycota, Pneumocystomycetes, Pneumocystales, Pneumocystaceae. The transcript has 6 exons. Gene Ontology annotation, molecular function: metalloendopeptidase activity. Bases 1 to 1314 code for a protein of 437 amino acids. The record is from RefSeq and is a predicted model, not a curated record. Gene Ontology annotation, cellular component: endoplasmic reticulum membrane.
AUGGAUUUUUUAGAGGAUCUCAAAAAUAGGUUAGAUAUUCCUGGUUUUCCAUGGAAAAAGCUUGUCGUUUCAUUUAUUAUAGCACAAUAUACUUUUGAACAAUUUUUAAUGCUAAGACAAUAUAAGAAAUUAAAAGAAAAAAAACCUCCAAUUACAUUAGAAAAUAUUAUUGAUCAAGAGACAUUUGAUAAAAGUCAAACAUAUAGUCGUGUAAAAACUAAAUUUGGGUUUAUUGUUGAACUUUAUGGACUUAUUCAGAAAAUGUUAAUUAUAAAGUAUGAUGUCCUUCCUAAGCUCUAUGCCUAUGUUCAGUCAUUGAUAAAUCGUUUUUUUUCGGAAAAAAAUUCAGGAGAGAUCAUGUAUUCUUUAUUUUUUUUCUUUAUUUUAAAUAUAAGUGUCUUAAUUCUGAAUCUCCCUACUUCUAUUUAUUCAACAUUUGUUUUAGAAGAAAGAUUUGGAUUUAAUAAGCAGACACCCUCUCUCUUUAUCACUGAUUUGCUUAAAAGUCAAAUACUACUCAUUGUUAUUGGGGGGCCUGUUCUUUUUGUAUUUUUGAAAAUUGUCGCAUACUUUGGUCAAAUUUUUUUUUAUUAUCUUUGGCUUUUUGUACUCGUAUUUCAAAUUGUGAUGAUUUUAAUUUAUCCAGCUUUCAUUCAACCUUUAUUCAAUAAACUUACGCCUCUUCCUGAAGGAGAAUUAAAAACAAAGGUUGAAAAUUUAGCAUCAGAAUUGAAAUUUCCUCUUAAAAAAAUUUAUGUAAUCGAUGGAUCAAAAAGAAGUGCACAUAGUAAUGCAUAUUUUUUCGGUUUACCAUGGAAUAAACAUAUCGUUAUUUAUGAUACGUUAAUUGGAAAACUAGAAACUGUAGAAAUUGUAGCAAUUUUAGCACAUGAAUUAGGACACUGGGCAUUGUAUCAUGUAUCAAAAAUGUUAAUAAUUGCUCAAGUUCACAUAUUUUUUGUAUUCAUGUUGUUUUCUGUCUUCAUACAAAAUACAUCUCUUUACUACUCAUUUGGAUUUUAUUCAGACAUGCCAAUUUUAAUAGGAUUUGUUUUAUAUAAUGACAUUUUAACGCCUAUAAAUAGUAUUUUAACAUUUUUUAUCAAUAUUCUUAGCAGAAAAAAUGAAUUUCAAGCAGAUGCAUUUGCAGCCAAACUUAAUUAUACAAAUGAACUUUCACGUGCACUUAUAAAACUUCAUAUUCAAAAUUUAACUAAUAUGGAUGCAGAUUGGUUAUAUAGCAGCUAUCAUUACUCACAUCCAAUAUUAAGCGAACGUCUACGUUCUCUGGGGUAUACACAUGAAUCCAAAUGAGAGUAAUUCUUAGUAUUUUUUAUUCUUCCAUAAAAAAUUAUGUAUUAAUAUUUUUUUCAACAUAUA